AUGCAAUAUCAAUCAAUUAUCGCAUAUAUAUUUAUCGUACUUUGUGGUAUGACAAUUUUAAUGGCACAAGCUAAUAAAGAACGUGAACAAUUUACAGCUCUAUUACAAAAACGAAAACAUCUUAAUGGUUAUUGGGUGGGUAAAAGAUAUUCGAGUGUAUCUGAUGAAGAUUUAUAUGAUAGUGAUGAAGAUCAAUCAGCAGAAAGACGAGCAUCUUAUUUAGUUGGUAAACGUCGUACAUAUUUGGUUGGUAAACGUGCCGCUUAUCUUGUCGGACGUAAACGUCGUGAUCUGAUGGCUAGUGGCACUAGUCAAAAAUAA
This is a messenger RNA of Rotaria sordida, 321 nucleotides long. NCBI's taxonomy places the organism in Eukaryota, Metazoa, Rotifera, Eurotatoria, Philodinida, Philodinidae. The record is from the annotation of a GenBank genome assembly.